GGUACGGAUUGAAGCAAUAGAUGUUAGUCAACGUUAUCAUAAAACCAAGACGAAUGAGAUAAAAAUAAACUUGAUCUAUGCAAAAAUGCAAGCAGAAGUAAAUAGUAUAUUGGAGGAGUCACUGCAAAAAGCCAGAGAAUAUGACAGGAUUGGAAAUGUUGGGGAAGCUUUUGCAUAUUACAUUAUCUUUGCAAAACUGUCUGCAAGGAGAUCAGAAAUUGAAGAAACAUUUACAGAUGUGCUGUGUGAAUGGGGAAUGCAGUUAGCAAAUGACAACAAAUUUUCAGAUAUUGUAAGCUCCUACAAAUUUUCCUUGAAUAUUUAUCCAAAUAAUCCUCGUAUGCUAAAUAAUUUUGCAGCACAUUUGUUGAGGAAUAACCAUCCCAUAAGGGCAAUAGAAUAUUUAAAAAGAGCUUUGAAAGUUGAUGUUAACUUCCUACCGGCAGAGAGAAAUUUGCAAAAUGCAUAUAGUAUGGCAGUGGAUAGGUGGCAUUUCACAAUGCUUAAUGACAAGCAGAGAAACAAUGCUUUUGAGCGAGCCAUACGUAAGAGAGUCAAUCAGGGGUAUGAUACGGUAUUGGAUGUAGGGACGGGUACAGGUCUUUUGAGUCUAUACGCAAAGGAUGCUGGAGCCAAAAAGGUUUAUGCAUGUGAAUGCUCUGAAGCAAUGACACUGAUUGCGAAAGAAGUAUUUGAAUCUAACAAUGCAGGUGACAUAAAAUUAAUAUCGAAACUGUCGUUCGAUCUUAAAGUACCUAUGGAUAUUUCAGAAAGAGUAAAAUUAAUAGUGACUGAAACAUUUGAUGCUGGCUUAUUUGGAGAGCUUGUAAUACCAUCUAUGAUUAACGUACACAUGAAUAUUUUAGAUUUAAAUGGUAUGGUAAUACCUAUGGGCGCGACGGUUUACACAGCAGUUAUUGAAUGUGAAUACAUAAGAUACAGAUCGUCAGUGGUUUUUGACAAGAUAAAAGAGCACUGUCCUUUAAACUUUGAUAAUGUGUCUAUAUUGUCAGACGAUGAAUAUUAUGAUACAGAAAACCUAGAGAAAGUUCAAAUGAAUUACAUUACAGAGCCGCAGUUGCUUUUUAAUGUGAAUUUUAAUAAUCUAUUGGAAUUAUAUGAAUUCUGCAAAGAUGGAAUAAAGCAGAUGUUACAAACAAAAUGUAGAUACGAUGGUAUCAUAGAUGGUUUAAUUACUUGGUUCAAGUUACAUCUUGACGAGGAGGUCACACUGGAUUCUUCGGAUGGGAAAUCUUGUUGGCAAUUUGCUGUUUUCCCAACGGUGCCAACUGUAUGUCACGAAGGUGAUGUAUUGACGAUAAAAGCAGAAACUUUGAAGAGCAAACUGAAAUGUUCUUAUAGCACGAGUAAUGAACGUUAUAGUGAAAAUUGUACAACUUUGUAUCAUUUGCCAAAAGAAGUCAUUGCCUUUCUAAACGACUUCAAUUAUGUCAAAUUGCUCACAAAAAUUGGUAGAUCUCAAAAGAAUAGAAAAAUGAAAUAUAUUUUGGAUACUUCGCCUUUUCCAAUCUACGGAUUGAAUCUUUUAAAGGAAUGUAAAGAUAGUGAAAUUUUAUAUUACAAAACUGACAAUCCAACGCUACGUAUUCUAAUUGAACAAGUAGCCCGUGAUAGCGAGGUGCAAGAGAAAAUACAUAUGAUAUCAAGUUAUGAGGAAAUUCCAUAUUCUCUAGAUUCCAUAUUUGUUUACAAUUUUGAUAUUAAAGGUGAAUUAAAAGAUGACCAAGGUAGUUGUUAUGAAAUUGCCAGGAAUUUGCUUAAAACAAAUGGCGUAUUAUUGCCAGAGAAGAUUUUUCUUAUGGGACAGUUAGUAUACUCAAAGGAUUUACCAAAUAUGGUUUAUGUAAAAGAUGCAAAUCUUCAAAGAUCGUCUUCAUUUCACACUUCUACUGAUACGAGUUCAGACAGUGAAGAUGGUCUACAUAUGCGGGAAAAUAUAACCAAUAAAGUAAAUAAAAGUACAAAUUACAUAAUUGCUGAAUACAUUAAUAAAUAUAAGAUCAACCAAAUAUUUGAUUUGAAUUCAAGUUUAUAUUCAUGUGAAAUUAUGUCUGAGGUACGAACACUGAUAGAAAUAAAUGAAACAGAGACUACUGAAACAAUCGUGAAUUUUGGAGAAAUAAAUAAUAAAGAAGGGAAAAUUUUACCAAAUGCCUUAAUAUGUUGGUACAAGAUUCAACUCAGUCCACAUCAUGUACAUGAUACAAAGAAGGAUUCUUUCAUGAAUCAUACUGCAAUCAUUUUCGAGAAUGAAUUAAGAGACAUUAUUUUGAGAGAUAAGGAAGUAAAAAUUAAAGUCCAUCAAAUGAAAGGUUUGGUGAAAAUCACAAUAGUAAAUUUAUAAAA
Molecule: messenger RNA, 2367 nt
Organism: Mycetomoellerius zeteki
Lineage: Eukaryota; Metazoa; Arthropoda; Insecta; Hymenoptera; Formicidae
Product: putative protein arginine N-methyltransferase 9
Exons: 8
Coding region: 86-2365 (759 amino acids)
Biological process (GO): peptidyl-arginine methylation, to asymmetrical-dimethyl arginine; chromatin remodeling
Cellular component (GO): nucleus
Molecular function (GO): histone methyltransferase activity; protein-arginine N-methyltransferase activity; protein binding
Source: RefSeq, a predicted model, not a curated record